This is a messenger RNA of Triticum turgidum subsp. durum (durum wheat), 303 nucleotides long. Lineage: Eukaryota; Viridiplantae; Streptophyta; Magnoliopsida; Poales; Poaceae. The record is from the annotation of a GenBank genome assembly.
AUGAGGGAGAGAGAGAAGGAAGGAGAGGAGCAUCGAUGGUGGUUCGAGCACUGCCGCCUCCAUCCUCGCACCAUCUUCGUCACACGCAGCCGCCUCCUUCCGCACCCCUCUUCUUCGCGCACGGCAACAGAGGCAAGUCCUGUCAGACUUGUUGUUUUUCAUUCAGUUGAAGAGCUCUCCAUGCUUAAGAUCUUUUCUAGGAUAAUUGGGUCGUUAAAUAUGAAGGAUUCGCUCAUGUGCCAAAGCCAGCUCGGGGAAGCCUUCCUGGACUCCUGGUUGACCACGACAAUCACGACACGGUGA